Hemiscyllium ocellatum (epaulette shark) is the source of this 3198-nucleotide messenger RNA. Its product is annotated as BLOC-2 complex member HPS6. Gene Ontology annotation, cellular component: lysosomal membrane; BLOC-2 complex. Bases 112 to 2673 code for a protein of 853 amino acids. The transcript has a single exon. Gene Ontology annotation, biological process: lysosome localization; protein localization to membrane; melanocyte differentiation. The record is from RefSeq and is a predicted model, not a curated record. Lineage: Eukaryota; Metazoa; Chordata; Chondrichthyes; Orectolobiformes; Hemiscylliidae.
CAGAUCCAGAGAGAGUGAGGAGAGAGAGAAAUCCGGACACUGGGGUGGGCUGAAGGACCGGGAUAGAGACAGAUACCGGGCACAGUCUCCGUGCCCCCUGGCCCGGGCGGGAUGAGGCUCCGCCGCCUCUCCGGUCUCAGCCGCUACUCUCGGCAUCAGCAACUGCGGGAGCUCCUGGGGCCGGGGCCCGGGCCGAGUUGUCGGGAGGAGUCUCAGGCUCAGCCCCGUGCCCGGCUCCGCUGUUGCUCCCGCCGCCGCCUCUUCCUCCACCUGCCCCGGGACAACCGGCUGCUGAGCUUCGAGCCGAGCCCGGCCAGAGGCCCGGCUCCCAGCCCCCUGGACAGGAGCUUCCCGGGGGCCGAGCAGCUACUGGAGGUGCUGGAGCUGGAGAGGCAGGGCCCGGGGAGCGGGGACCCGGAGAGACCGGGCAGCAGCUCUUCCUCCUCCGCCGCCCUCAUCACCCAACACGGCCGGGCUGAGUUCUGGAGCUGCCGGGAGGCCGAGGGCUGGCAGCUGCUGCAGGCCGCCGACCUCUGCUCCGGUCCCCGGGCUCGGCUGCUGUCGGCCGCCUGGGAUGGUCACUCCAUCAGCUGGUGCGAGGAGAGGCCUGGGCCCUCCGCACCCCCUCAGCACUGCAUCUGCAGCCGGAGCCUGGGCCCGGGCCCCGGCCUCACCCUGGGGCCUGUCCGCACCCUCAUGCACAACAACCCGGCUUACAGGUUGCAUGCGGCCGGCGAGGUCAUCUACCUGCUCCCCAGCAACUGCCCCACCCCUAGCAACAGUUCCAUCCCUAGCAACAGCCCUAGCAACUGCCCCAUCCCUGGCAAUAGCCCUAGCAACUGCCCCAUCCCUGGCAACAGCCCCAUGCACAACCUGGUCAAGUUCAUCCUGAUCUGGAGCCCCCAGGAAGAUACCUUGACCGUCACCAGCCUGGCCAGAGGACCCCUCAGCACCAGGAGGCUGCUCCACGAGGACUACGAUUUCACAAGGCUUGUGGCGGAUGUCGCCGGCAUCUUACCUUCCCUCCCGUCGCUGGAAAUCCGGGCAGUCUGCCCCUGUCCUACUGGGCUUCUACUGGCCGAGGCCAACGGAGAGGUCAGCCUGAUCCAAAACGACGGGACCGCCCGGCUCCUGUGCCACCUCAGCCAGAGCCUGCCAGCUGAGGGCUCGAUGCUGAUGGAACUAUGUGGGACCACCCUGGCCUUUACGUUGGGCAGGACACUGCAACUCAUUGACACUGAGACAGGUAGGUUGGUGGAGGAGGCAACACUGGAGGUGCAGCCGCUGGGCCUCAUACCCUAUAGGGAAACAGGCGAGAUCCAACUGCUGGCAGAGGAUGGCAUUUAUUCCCUUGGUAUUCACCCCAGUAAUUCUAACAUCAAGUCAGCGUUCUGUUCACGAAGCAGCCAGGGACAGGAGAUGCUGGAACAGCUGGUCUUAGAAGAAGCCUGCAAGUAUUACCAGAAAAGGAGUUUGAGCCGCAGCAGAUUGACAGUGCAGAAACUGAAAAGUGAGGUGAAGUUCCAAGCGCCUCUCACCCUCUGCUCCAUCUUGCAGAAUGAAUUCUAUCUCAGGAAGACAGGCCACUAUCACCAGCAAACCUAUAUCAAACUGCACAGCAUCAUGGCUGGGGAAUUACAAAGCUAUGUCAACUUGGAAGAAGCCAAGUCCUGCUUGGUAAAUGGAUCUGAAAUUGAGGUGGCUGCUUACAUUGAGGAAAUAACUGAGCAGGAGAUUCAGAGGCUGCUGCAUUGCCAGCUUGACCGAGAAGCUCUGGUCUACUUAAAUUCCAUUUUCAACACAUUCCCAAGGGAAGCAUGGAAAGCUGUUAAACGGACACUGCACCUGCACCAGAAUAAUGAAGGAUUCUUCUCUGCCAGAGCCACAGCUGACCUAUGGAGAGUGAUACUGAGCCCAGGUCUCCCACCUGACCAGUCAGUCAACACCAAUGGAGCAGUUCCAGUUUUUGAACUGAUCUGUCGUCUGCUGUAUCAAUUCCAGCCUAAAUGGCUGCCAAUGUUCAUUGAGCUGACACAGCAGCACCUGGCCACUUUCCGUAAUUAUGGGGGGAACGAGAGUCUGGAGAAUGUUCCCCUCUACAAGAGGGCUUUGUCAGUCAUCCCAUCUGCUUGCGAUGGUGGGGCAGGAGAUCCAACUGAAACAAUCAUCGAGCUCCUGCUGUGCAGCAAGAGGCCAAAUGCUGUAAUCCAAGCAGUUCGCCUUCUGAUUGAGCGGGGAAUGUGGCAAAGGGCAGUAGAGGCCACCAACAGGUUCUCCCAACAGGGGCCUCUGCUAAAGAAGGAGCUAUUUGCUGCCAUGCUGGUCCAGAUUUCCCAGCAUCGAGCUCUGGAUCCUUACCUGGAGGAGAUUUGGCAGCUGUGUCCUGAGGAUACCACGGUCACAGAUAUAUUGGAUAUCAUCCUGGGAUCUGUGCCCUCGAGCUGUGAAUCUGGGCCAUACUCUAGUGAUGGUAACCAACUGACAAUCGGGCUGCUGCGACCACUGCUCACUAAAGUGCUGACACGAGGUGAAGAUCAGCAAUGGACAGGCAUGGCUGAAGGGCUAAAGACAAUGGUCUUCCCUCCUCCCACACCUCCCAGGCAGAAGAAUGCAAUUGACCAGCCCAACCCUCUGAGCGUUGAGCCCAGCCUGGAGGCAAACAAGACAUUGUGAACACUACUGUACAAGCACUGAAAUACAAAUGAUUUGCACUUUUUGCUUGGUGUUCAAGUCAGAAAUUUUCCCAAUGUGCAAUUUAUAUUAUCCUGUUUAAAAAUAUGGAAAUUUUAUAAUAUUGCUGUACAUAGAGGGUGAUGCCCAAUCGGGGACUGUGAGAACAGUAAUCUUUAUAAGCUCAAUCCCUGUUGCUGAUAACCUUUCUAGGAUAUGCUAAUACAACAGGCAGACCAGAGGUGAUAUUUAUCCCAGGGCAAAAAGUUCUGGGUGGGUAGCAGCUGCAGAAGUGAUCCUGCUCUGUUCUCUGACCAAGGCACCUUUCCUUUGAAGCAGGCUUUAAGUAGUUUUGCUGGUGCUUGCUGUGGAGAUUGUUUUGUUUCUGCCAUAUUCUCCUUGUCUUUGUUUUUGUCGGGCUAAUACCUGGCUUGAUUGAGAAAUGGAGUUUGGAAGAUAGUUAAGAAAGCACACCAUUGAGUUAUAUAUGUUUGAAACAUUGUUGAAAUAAUGUUCAGAAAUAAUUAA